AUGGAUGCCAUUUGCGGCAAAACCAGCGAACCAGAGCUUUUAUCUGCCCGGAAUGGGCUUCUUAUCUCAUCUAUCAUAGAGAAAUAUUUCGACGAUGGAAAACUGGUUAUUGUGCCAGAUCUACCAGAACGGCCACAGGUAGCCGAGCUCCUCGGGUGGUUGAAGGGCAAAGUACGAGAGUACAAGAUCAGGAUAAUCGACAUGACGUGGGAUAAGCUAGACAGGCGACCUCUGCCAGAAUCGCCGCUCAGAUAUAGAGAUCUAGAUGGGAGGAAGCUGCAAUUUCGAACAUCAUUCCGCCCAGCAGCCCGGUACCUAUACUUUCACUAUUGCCUGCAAGUUCUGCGGCGAGCAUGGCGGUUUAACCAAGACAAGACUGCGGACGUAUAUCUUCGCGAUGAAAUGGGCGAACCCUUCUGGGGAACCCCUGGGCGCUAUCUACCAAAGAACAUGUUGUUAGCCUUGGUGGAGGAGCUGGGAAAUGAUUAUAAACACCUUUUAAAGGGGGCAUCUUGCAGGAACGGCGAGGAGGAUCUUUUACUGGAUGUUGCAAGUGCCCAAGUCAAAUAA
Messenger RNA from Aspergillus caelatus, 570 nucleotides. RefSeq lists its product as uncharacterized. The transcript has a single exon. The record is from RefSeq and is a predicted model, not a curated record. The coding region runs from base 1 to 570 and encodes 189 amino acids. NCBI's taxonomy places the organism in Eukaryota, Fungi, Ascomycota, Eurotiomycetes, Eurotiales, Aspergillaceae.